UCCAAGGAAGGCUGAGUAAAGGAGAGCACAGUUUUCCUUUUCUGAGUUUUUCCUUCGCCUCUGAGAAAGUUUGAGAAGAAAGAAGAAACUCUUUUGAUUAGGAGGGAAGUUAUCUAAACAACAGAAUACAAACGCAGAAUAGAAGGUCGUAUUUAUUUUUAGCGUAUUUUUGAUUGAAUUGGUAGCACGUGGCAGCAGGCUCUGCCACAGGACUGAGGUCAUUCAGUGAUUUGUUCUUCUCUGGAAAAGCUGUUUCUGUUUAUUCAGAAGCUGCACGACUAAGAAAGCACAAUGGUUGCUGGAAUGGUAAUGCCCCUGGACAACCUGAAGGCCAUCUAUGAGCAUCUGUUUCGGGAUGGCGUCAUGGUGGCCAAGAAAGACAAGCGGCCUCAGACCAAACACCCUGAGAUUCCUGGCGUGGAUAACCUGCAGGUAAUAAGAGCCAUGGGCUCGCUGAAGUCCAGGGGGUAUGUGAGGGAGACCUUUGCAUGGAAGCAUUACUACUGGUACCUCACUAACGAAGGGAUUGUCUACUUGCGUGAUUACCUGCAUUUGCCUCCGGAGAUCAUUCCCACGCCGCUGCAGAGAGUACAACGGCCAGCUGCAACUCUGGCCAUCGGCCGCAGGGCAGAACGGGUUCAAACGGUUCAGGGUCCAACGUCUUAUGUUCCCAAACCCGGCAAGGUGGGUGCAGAAAAGCAAGAGGCUUUGCUGGAUCGACAGGAGUAUCGUCGCAAAAUGGCGAGCAUGGAUGAUGCUGAAAUGACUGAAUCCAAUGAGAGAACACCAAGAUUUAGAGGUCGUCCAAUGGCUGGUGCUCAGAUCAGACCCAGGGAAUCCAAAGAGCAGCCCAUGCUUUCUGAUACUCGUGAUAACACAAAAGAGAUGGAUACAAGUGUUAGGAGGAAGGUUGCUAUACAUUUGGUCUCUCAAAUGCCUUCUAUAGAAACCCACCAUGCCAAGCCAGUUAAACAGGAAAAGAUGGUGGAACUCAAGGAAUGCACCAAGAUGGCGUUUGUUCAGAAAACACAAAAGGUUAAUGUGAGCCAAGAUGUGCCAACCAUUUCUUCUAACGUGGGUGCAACAGCAGCGGAAUCCUCUUUGUUUUCUGUCCAUACUGAAGCAGUCAAAGAAAAGCCCAAAGAAGAAGUGUCAAUCAAGGUCUCACAUGUAACAACAUACACAGCAGCUGCAGAUGGCAAAAUGGCUAAGGAUGCUCGUCAUUCAAUUCCCUCAAAACCAAAGGUGGAGAAAGCACAAAAAAAUAUUGUGAUGAAAAAUGUGCAAAAUGUGCCUGCCAUUUCAUCAGCAGUGGAAACAUCUUUAUUUUCGGUCCAUACUGAAGCAGUCAAAGAAAAGCCCAAAGAAGAUAUAUUGGUCAAGGUCUUCCAGCAAACCACAUCCACUGAAACAGUUAAAGAUGCUCCUCAACCCACUGCCUCAAAACUGAAGGUGGAGAACACACAGAGAACUACUGUGGCCAAAAAUGUGCAGGAGGCUUCAUCAACAGUUGAGGCAACAUCAGGCAAAUACUCAGUGUCAGCUGUUCCUACUGAAGCAGCAAAAGAAAAGCCUAACGAAGAGUUGUUUAUUAAGAUCUCUAAGAAAACCACAUCCGCAGUUGCAGACAAUAGCAAAAUGGCUAAAGAUGCUCCUGGACCUACUAUCUCAGAACAGAAGGUGGAGAAAAUGCAGCAAACCUUGGUGCCAAAAAGUGUUCCAGCUGUUUCAUCAGCAGUGGAGACAACUGCAAUGAAAUCCUCUGUCUUAACUGAAGCAUUCAAAGAAAAGCCCAAGGAAGAUGUGUGUAUCAAGGUCCCUCAAAUCACAUCCAAAACAGAUAAGGAUAACAAAUCAGAUAAGGAUGCUUCUCAUCCUAUUCCAUUGCAACCAAAAGUGGACAAAACGCAGAAAACCACAAAGACAAAAAAUGUGCAGGAUAUAGCAACUGUUUCAUCAAAUGUGGAGGCAACAGCAGUGCAGUCCACUAUAUUUCCUGUCACUGCUAGAGCAGCUGAAGAAAAGCCCAAGGAAAAAGUGGAAACUACACCCAAAGGUGAUAGCAAAAUAUAUAAGGAUCCUACUUGUCCCACUUUGUCAAAAUCAAAGGUGGAGAAAACGCAGCAAGCACCUGUGACCAAAAAUUUGCAGGAUGUGGUAACCAUUUCAUCAGGAGUGGAGACAAGUACAGUGAAAUCCUCUGUCUCUGCUAAAGCAGUCCAAGAAAAGCCCAAGGAAGAAAUGUGUGUCAGUGUCUUCCAGGAAACCACACCCAAAGGUGAUGGCAAAAUAGAUAAGGAUCCUUCUCAUCUUACUGCAUCAAAACCAAAAGCAGAGAAAACACAGAAAACCAAAAAGACCAAAAAAGUAUCUCAGGAAAUUGUAUUCACAGUAACUGAUGAUAGUCAAAUGGCUAAGGGUGCUCCUCAUCCUACUCUAUCAAAAUCAAAGGUGGAGGAAACCCAGAAAACUAAAAAUAUGCAGGAUGUGGCAGCAGCUUCGUCAACAGGAGAGACAACAGCAGUGAAAUCCUCUGCAGUUUCUGUCUUUACCGAAGCAGUCAAAGAAGAUCCCAAGGAAGAAGUGUGUGUCAGUGUCUCUCAAAAAACCACACCCAAAGGUGAUAGCGAAGAGGGUAAGGAUGCUCCUCAUUCAUCAAAACCAAAAGUGGAAAAAAUGCAAAAAAACACAAAGACCAAAAGUGUGCAGGAUAUACCAACUGUUUUAUCAACAGCAGUGCAAUCCUCUGCAGUUUCUGUCCCUACUGAAGCAGUCAAAGAAAAGACUAAGGAAGAUCAAAACGCAUAA
This is a messenger RNA of Carassius carassius (crucian carp), 2808 nucleotides long. RefSeq names its product protein hsr-9-like. The record is from RefSeq and is a predicted model, not a curated record. The transcript has 2 exons. Gene Ontology annotation, molecular function: RNA binding; structural constituent of ribosome. Gene Ontology annotation, cellular component: cytosolic small ribosomal subunit. The coding region runs from base 292 to 2808 and encodes 838 amino acids. Lineage: Eukaryota; Metazoa; Chordata; Actinopteri; Cypriniformes; Cyprinidae.